This is a messenger RNA of Arachis ipaensis, 1899 nucleotides long. Lineage: Eukaryota; Viridiplantae; Streptophyta; Magnoliopsida; Fabales; Fabaceae. The record is from RefSeq and is a predicted model, not a curated record.
UGCAGAGACAUAACAACCUUGUCUCUUACCCUCUCAAAAGCCUCCCUUAACCUUCUGAUGCUUACUUUGUCACCGGCACCAGCACCAGUGCUUCUUGCACCUUCACCUAUCAUCUUUACCUCAACCAUACAACAGGCUCUCUACUUAUUAGGAACGACACUAAUUUGAUGCCCAUUCGAAAUCUUUUUGUUGCUGCUGAGAAUGAGAACAAGAACAAGAACAGGAACACAAUUAUUUAUCGUGCAACUCUGGAUUUUGAUGGAGUUUUUCGACUCUAUUCUCAUGACAUGGCUAACAAAGUCAUCAGCAUAGUAAAAACCUGGCCUGAUAAUGCUUGUUCUGUGAAGGGCUUCUGCGGCUUCAACAGUUACUGUGCACUGGCUGAUGAGAAUCCUUUUUGCUAUUGUCUUCCGGGAUUUGAUUACCUUGAUCCGAACCAGAACACUCUUGGCUGCAAAAGAAACUCCUCAGAAGACAAGUGUAGUGAGGAAGAGUUUUACAGAAUGGUUUCUUUGGAUAAAUUGGCCUGGGAUGGCGACCGGUCUUAUUUUCAGGCACAGAUGGCAGAUGAGGAACAUUGCUCUUCUUCUUGUUUGAAAGAUUGCAAUUGUUGGGCUGCUUCUUAUGAUCAGAGUACCAAGAUUUAUAUGAAGCAGCAAACCCCUCUCAGAUAUGCAAGAAGGGUACAGUUGAACGAAAAAGUACCCUCCUUGAAAUUCUUCAAGGUAGGAAACUUGAACUUGAAUCAUGUUAGUAGUGAGCCUGUCCCUGAGACUCCACUUUCUCAUAAGAUCAUCAAGACUACUAGUAACAAAGCAAUUCUACGUAUUAUUCUUGUUACCUCCAUUUUCACUCUGAUUUUCUGCUCCACUAUUGGGAUAUCUUGUCAUUUGAUGUCGAAGAUUCGAGUUCUCAAGUACAAAAGGCUCUUGGAGAUUGGGGACUUGGGGCUGAAUGAGGAAGUGGCUUUGAGGAGAUUUUCAUACACUGAGCUCAAGAGAGCAACCAACGGUUUCAAACAAGAGUUGGGAAAGGGCUCUUUUGGAGCAGUUUACAAAGGGGUUUUAUACAAGGCGGGAAGAUGUAGGAGAUUCAUUGCGGUGAAGAGACUUGAGAAGUUGGUUGAAGAUGGAGAAAGAGAGUUCCAAGCAGAGGUGAGAGCCAUUGGAAAAACACACCACAGGAACCUUGUUCGCUUGCUUGGCUUCUGUGCCGAGGGUCCCAAAAGGCUUCUGGUCUAUGAAUACAUGAGUAAUGGUUCCCUUGGGAAGCUUCUCUUUGGCGAUGAAAGGCUUCCAGAUUGGGAUGAAAGAGUCAGAAUAGCUCUGGAUAUUGCAAGAGGGAUCCUCUAUCUGCAUGAAGAAUGUGAGGCACCCAUCAUUCACUGCGACAUAAAGCCUCAAAAUAUCUUGAUGGAUGAGUUCUGGACUGCCAAAAUAUCCGAUUUCGGGCUAGCAAAGCUUCUCAUGCCGGAUCAAACAAGAACUUUCACAGGGGUUAGAGGGACAAGAGGAUACUUGGCCCCUGAAUGGAACAAGAACACACCAAUAACAGUGAAGGCUGAUAUCUACAGCUAUGGGAUAGUGCUUCUUGAGACAGUGUGUUGCAGGAGAAACCUUGAUGCUAAUGUGUCAGAGCCAAAUGAGAUUCUUCUGUCUGGUUGGGCCUAUAAGUGCUUUGUUGCUGGAGAGGUGCAUAAGCUAGUUCAUUGGGAAGAAGUGGAUAAGAAUGUCGUGGAAAAUACGGUGAAGGUGGCACUGUGGUGUAUCCAAGAUGAACCUGUUCUCCGGCCUUCAAUGAAGAGUGUUGUGCUCAUGCUUGAAGGGGUUACUCAUGUGCCAAUGCCUCCUUGCCCAACUUCUAAUUCCAUGUGACAAAAAAUGUUAAUGUUGCUGCCUC